UUCUCAUGAACUGCCAUAAUGGUUGAAGCUGAACCUCGAAGUAUUGCCAUUGUGGGCGGUGGCGUCGCAGGAGAGUCGCGCAAAGACCUGGGGCCAAGCAAAGUCCGGAGGAUUGCAAGCGCUCCAUUCAUUGCUUCAGCUCCCUCGAGUGGAGAAGAUUGUCCUUUUCGAGAAGUCAGAUACCAUCGGCGGCGUGUGGCGUGAGAACUACUUUGGCUAUGGAGCACAGGUGAAGCGAGACCAGUAUUCCUUUCCGGAGUUGGGACCAGCAGGCUUGGACCUAUAUCCCACCGGAGCUCAGCUGAAGGCUCACUGCCACGCCUACUGCGAGACCUUCGGCCUAUGGCCCUACAUCCGCCUGAGCACCGAUGUUCAGCACCUCACCCGUCGGGCCGGGCCUUCCGGCUUCCGGGUGGCCUGGAAGAGGGCUUCCGAUGCCGAGAGCGAGGAGGAGGAUGGAUGACAGCACAAUUCGCCUCACUGCUGUGGAUUUUGGAGAAGGGAUGAUCUUGGCAGGUUUUUGUGAGGACUUCGACUUUGUCGUCAUGGCUGUGGGGAACUUCUCCAAGCCCUUCAUUCCCGAGCUGAACCACUCGCACUUCAUGGGGAGGAUCCUUCAUAGCUCUGAGCUGGUGGAUCCUGAGAUGCUACAGAACCACCAUGUGGUCGUCGUGGGCUACGGGAAAUCGGCCCUCGAUUGCUUCAUUUUGGCUUCAAAGUUCGCAUCUUCAGCCACUCUGGUGGCUCGACGCCCCGCGUGGAUCCUACCACAGAGAUUCCUGGGAUGCUCGGACUGGAGAAG
Messenger RNA from Durusdinium trenchii, 802 nucleotides. The record is from the annotation of a GenBank genome assembly. Lineage: Eukaryota; Dinophyceae; Suessiales; Symbiodiniaceae.